Lottia gigantea (owl limpet) is the source of this 1479-nucleotide messenger RNA. RefSeq lists its product as hypothetical. The record is from RefSeq and is a predicted model, not a curated record. NCBI's taxonomy places the organism in Eukaryota, Metazoa, Mollusca, Gastropoda, Lottiidae. The coding region runs from base 209 to 958 and encodes 249 amino acids. The transcript is spliced from 8 exons.
UAUAUUGCCGUCACCCAUGUCCGUCGGUCCGUCCGUCGGUCCGUCCAUCCACAAUUGCUCGUAAACACUCUACAAGACACAAUUCUUGACGGAUUUUGACAAAACUUGGUAUGAGUGUUCGUAAUCGCUCAAGGAUGAACCCUAUUGAAAAUCAGAAGAAUCGAAAAAUAAUUAGCAGCUUGACAAUACAAUUUUAAAUACAUUUAACAUGGCGGAUCAAAAUAAACAAGGACCUCCGCCUCCAUACAGCGCACCACAAGGACAUAGUUACGCACCUCCGCCACAUCAAGGGUUUACUCAUCCUCAACAACACGGUUAUGGUUCACCACCACAACAAGGGUUCAAUCAACCACCACCACCACAGGGCUAUGCUCAACCUCAACAAGGCUAUGCUCAUCCACCCCAAGGCUAUGCUCAUCCACCUCAAGGUUAUGGAUCACCACAAUAUGGACCUGGUCCUGGAUACUAUGGACAUCAACAGACAUCUAAUAAUGUGGUGAUAGUGGGUCAGCCUCAACCAACACAAACAGUAAUUGUUAAUCAAAGACAAGGUACCAAUCAUCUUCUACAUUGUAUUAUAUCACUGUUUUGUCCAUUCUGGAUCUUUGUUUGGAUGAUCUUGAUGUCCACAGCACCACCACCCGCUUACACCUUACCCGGUCAACCUGCUGCACCCAUAUACCCCCAACAACCUGCCUUCCCACAACAACUAGCUGCACCACUACAACAUACAACAUUCACAUCACAUCAGACAUUUAUCCCACAACCAACCUAUGUUCCUCAACCAGUCUCAACACAUACGAAUACUGUUGUUGUAGCUCCACAACCAGCUCAGAAUACAGUUAUUAUCAACAAGCGAAGAGAAGGUGCUGAUCAUGCUUUACAUGCUAUUAUAUCAAUUUUCUUCCCUCCCUGGGUUUUUGUCUGGUUAUAUUUCUGUUUAACUCAAGGAUUGUAGACAUGAAAAAAAAUAUCAACAAAGAAUCGUCCUUCUGCGAACAAGACAUUCAGAAUUGUAUUUCCACGAACAGACAAGUAACAAAUGUCCUCAGAAUUCAAUAUUAUCAGACAUAUAGUAUCAUAAAUAAUAAUAGUGUAGAGAGUGUAUAACAGAUUCCCACGACAGUUGUUUAAGAAAGCGUAACGGGGGCAAAUGUACUAACGUCAUAUUUCACAAAGAUGUCCAAAAAACUAUCGGAAAAUCAAUGCCAGAUCAUCUGUUAAACUGGUGCCUGUACCAUUACACCAAUACCGGGGCAGAUAAGUUCUGUAUUUAGAGACCUCAUGAUAUAACGUCAGAUCGCCCAUUUACAAAAAAAUAUUACAUAAUGUCUAAGCUUUUUAUUAAAGUAAAAUUUAUUACGAUUUUAAAAUGAUUGUUUUGAAUGAUUGUUCGCUGUUCAAUAUUCUUCUGUACAAUGUCAACUAUUGUUAUUUAUUGCUUAUGUUAGUUGUUUAUUAAAUAUUACUAUCAUCAAU